AUCACCCACUGCAUCCACCAUUCAUAUCCUAAAGCCAGUCUCCACCUCACAACUCCUAUCCUAUCCUCCCUCCAUUUGCUCACCACCUUCAUUUAAACUAUACACACCAUUCCCCUCAACCCUUCAAGAGAGAGAACUCUGUGUUCAGGGAGAGCUACCGCUCAGGGCCGACACCAGGUCACUCUACAGAUGGCCUCAGCUACUCUCCUCAAGUCCUCUUUCCUACCCAAGAGGUCAGAAUGGCACGCAGCUGGGCGCAAAUCCUCCAACCCUCAACCGGUGGCAGUCUCCUUCACCGUCCGCGCCGGCGCCUACUCCGACGAGCUCGUCAAGACCGCGAAAACUAUCGCGUCGCCAGGGAGGGGGAUACUCGCCAUGGAUGAAUCCAACGCCACCUGCGGCAAAAGACUCGCAUCAAUUGGGCUGGAGAACACAGAGGCAAACCGACAAGCUUACAGGACCCUCCUUGUCUCAGCUCCUGGUCUGGGCCAGUACAUCUCUGGGGCAAUCCUGUUCGAGGAAACUCUCUACCAGUCAACUACGGAUGGUAAGAAGAUGGUCGAUGUUCUUGUUGAACAAAAGAUAGCGCCAGGGAUCAAAGUUGACAAGGGUCUGGUGCCACUUACUGGCUCAAAUGAUGAAUCAUGGUGCCAAGGAUUGGAUGGCCUCGCGUCGCGAUGUGCAGCAUACUAUCAACAGGGAGCUCGCUUUGCUAAAUGGCGUACAGUGGUCAGCAUUCCAAACGGCCCAUCAGCUCUCGCAGUGAAGGAAGCUGCUUGGGGUCUGGCUCGAUACGCUGCCAUUGCUCAAGACAAUGGCCUGGUUCCAAUUGUGGAGCCUGAGAUACUGCUCGACGGAGAGCACGGGAUCGAUAGGACGUUUGAGGUCGCACAGAAAGUUUGGGCUGAGGUCUUCUUUUACUUGGCCGAGAACAACGUCAUGUUCGAAGGUAUCCUCCUCAAGCCAAGCAUGGUCACCCCCGGCGCCGAGUGCAAAGAGAAGGCCACACCGGAGCAGGUCGCCGACUACACCCUGAAGCUCCUGCACAGAAGAGUCCCAUCUGCUGUUCCUGGCAUUAUGUUCCUCUCCGGUGGACAGUCGGAAGUGGAGGCAACCCUGAACCUGAAUGCCAUGAACCAGAGCCCCAACCCAUGGCACGUCUCCUUCUCUUACGCGAGAGCUCUGCAGAACACCUGCCUGAAGACAUGGGGAGGAAGACCGGAGAACGUGAAGGCUGCGCAGGAUGUGCUCCUAGUCCGGGCCAAGGCCAACUCGCUCGCUCAGCUCGGGAAGUACUCAGCCGAGGGCGAAGCUGCAGAAGCUAAAGAGGGGAUGUACGUCAAGAACUACAGCUACUGAGAACCCAGCAAAGCAUGAUAUCUUCUAUAUCUCUGUGGAUUUUGAUUACCGGUCUGUUCAAGGAAGACGACGAUCGAUGUAGUUGAAUGUUUAAGCCUGCAUAAGACUGCAUUUGGUAUUAAGUAUCGAUUGAAUACAGCUUGUUA
This is a messenger RNA of Musa acuminata AAA Group (dessert banana), 1505 nucleotides long. RefSeq names its product fructose-bisphosphate aldolase, chloroplastic. The coding region runs from base 190 to 1359 and encodes 389 amino acids. The transcript has 6 exons. NCBI's taxonomy places the organism in Eukaryota, Viridiplantae, Streptophyta, Magnoliopsida, Zingiberales, Musaceae. The record is from RefSeq and is a predicted model, not a curated record. Gene Ontology annotation, molecular function: fructose-bisphosphate aldolase activity. Gene Ontology annotation, cellular component: cytosol. Gene Ontology annotation, biological process: fructose 1,6-bisphosphate metabolic process; glycolytic process.